This is a messenger RNA of Salvelinus sp. IW2-2015, 2813 nucleotides long. Its product is annotated as sodium-dependent lysophosphatidylcholine symporter 1-B. Gene Ontology annotation, biological process: carbohydrate transport. Lineage: Eukaryota; Metazoa; Chordata; Actinopteri; Salmoniformes; Salmonidae. Gene Ontology annotation, molecular function: lysophospholipid:sodium symporter activity. The record is from RefSeq and is a predicted model, not a curated record. Gene Ontology annotation, cellular component: plasma membrane.
CUCUAUCCAUCCAUAUCAAACCAAGGAGACCAGCCCCCAAAUUGAGUGGGCAACACACAGAGCUUUGAACCGUGGCUUACUCGUGCAGUUUCAAUACUGAGUUAGGAGCAACAUUUUUUUUUAAGGCUUUUGAAAGAAAUUAUCGAUUUAAAACGAUAUGGUAAAAGGAGAGGGCGCGGAGCAAUAUUCCGCGUCAAAUCUAUUACCAAAAAAAACAAGAAGUCAAGAUGGAAUCAAAAUUGCCAAGUCUUCUCUCCCUAUUCUCCAGCGGCGGGACGAAAGCGGCCGUCUGUCAGUGUGCAGUAAGCUGUGCUAUGCCAUUGGAGGGGCUCCCUAUCAGAUCACUGGCAGUGCUCUGGGCUUCUUCUUCCAGAUCUACCUGCUGGAUGUGGCCCAGCUGGACCCCUUCUAUGCCUCUAUCAUUUUGUUUGUGGGCCGGGCCUGGGAUGCAGUGACAGACCCAACUGUGGGCUUCCUGGUGAGCCGGAGCAGAUGGACCCGGUGUGGCCGGAUGAUGCCCUGGAUCCUCAUCUCCACUCCCUUUGCAGUACUCGCGUACUUCCUGAUCUGGUAUGUCCCUCAAGUGGAGCAGUGGAAGGUCCUGUGGUAUCUGAUCUUCUACUGCCUAUUCCAGUCUCUGCAGACGUGCUUCCAUGUGCCAUACUCAGCGCUCACCAUGUUCAUCAGCACGGACCAGAAAGAGAGAGACUCUGCCACGGCCUACCGUAUGACGGUGGAGGUGCUGGGCACGGUGGUUGGCACAGCGAUCCAGGGGCAGAUUGUGGGUGGGGCGAUCGCACCCUGUCUCCCGGGUGACCUGGAUGUCCUUGACAACAGUAACACCACACUGCUGGGGUCAGACGUCAACAUCUCCCACAUAUCCCUGGAUGACACGAAACGAGCCUACCUCAUCGCCUCAGCAGUCAUCUGUGUCAUGUACGUUCUCUGUGCAGCAGUCCUGUUCCUGGGCGUCAGAGAGCAGGAAGAGUSUGGGCGUCUGAAGACAGAGCCCAUGUCGUUCUUUGAGGGCAUGAGGAUGGUGAUGGGAUAUGGGCCGUAUGUCAAACUGGUCAUGGGAUUCCUCUUCACGUCGCUGGCCUUCAUGCUCCUGGAGGGGAACUUUGCCCUGUUCAUCAGCUACACCAUGGGCUUCAGAAAUGACUUCCAGAACAUUCUCCUGGUCAUUAUGCUCUCUGGGACUUUGUCCAUUCCAUUCUGGCAAUGGUUCCUGACCAGAUUUGGGAAAAAGACUGCAGUCUACAUUGGCAUCACGUGGGCAGUGCCCUUCAUGAUCCUGAUCGUCUGCAUAGAGAGCAGUCUGAUUGUGGCCUAUGUGGUCUCUGUGGCAGCAGGAGUCAGUGUGGCUGCAGCUUUCCUCCUACCCUGGUCAAUGCUCCCAGAUGUGGUGGAUGAUUUCAAAGUGAAGAAUCCAGACUCUAGUGGCCACGAGGCCAUUUUCUACUCCUUCUAUGUCUUCUUCACCAAGUUUGCCUCAGGAAUCUCCCUCGGCAUCUCCACUCUCAGUCUCGAGGCUGUUGAUAUUCAAGACCUACCCCAUCGACGAGGAGAGGAGGCAAGGCAACAGGAAACUACUGCAGGAGAUGCGGGACCGCAAUCAGGAUUCCGAUACAGAGCUUGGGAGCGUUGUGUAGGAGCCCUGGGAGAGGAGGGGGUCCAGCCGAAAGGCCACAACUGUCCCGCGUGUUUGCACUGGCAGGCUGGAGUGUUUUGGGUGUAAUUGGAACUAACAGUAGAAAAACCAGACCACAUUGUGGUUGCUUCCUACCUGAUUCUACAUGAAUGGCCCUAGUCUCCAAAGGAUUCAACAGGCUUAGAGACCCCUAUUGGACAUUCUGAGUCAUCGCUCUCUCUGUGCCCUGUCUAUUGCCUACUGUACUAUGUAUUUGUGGUAUUGGUUUUUGUGUCUGUUUGUUUGCAUAACAAACAUUGGUUUGGGAUUUUUUUUUUUGGGGGGGGGGGGGGCAUUUACCCUUCAAAUCUAUCAUUUGAAUGAUGUUUGUCUACCCGAACCAAGUACUAGGUCAAAGGGUGGGAAGCCUUUCUCAGUAGAGGAAAAAAAUAAGACUUUCCAUCCAGAUAGGAUGGUCCUCAUAGAGGGAAGAUUUCAGUCCUAAUUUUUAGGGCAUACCAGUAACUUGUUCUAUCUAGACUGUGUUUAUAUGGUUACGUUUUAAUGUAAAUAAUUGUCACUUAUCUCGAGUAAUACCUUUCUUUAGGGACGUGGAGAGCACAUAAAAACUGUUCCAUUUCAGACAAUCUCAUCCAUUCCCUGGAAUUAUAUUGGUGUCUUGUYGGGAAAAGGAAUCUUGAAAAAGAAACUCUAACCUUAAUGAACUCAUUAACAUUGCCAAUGAUGUCUGGAUUUCAGACUUACUGUAUCUAGGCUAGCUGAAUUCCACAUUAUUACUGCCUUAACAACACAUCUUGUACUUUGGAAACCUUGUAAUUGCAAUGAGAUUUUCUGUAUAACAGUUUUACUAAAUUCUAUUUGGUCAAAGUUGUUUCUCUCACACGGUGCCAAGAAUUCCCUUUUUUAAAGGUUGACUGAGCAGAACAGUCCAACUUUGCCAUUGGCAUAUUGACUGCAGGAAUUUCCAACUGAGCUGUUGCCAGAGUAUUUACUGUUAUUUUCUCUACUAUAUGCCGCCUCCAAUGUUAUUAGAGAAUUUGGCAAUACAUCCAACCGGCCUCACACCCGCAGACCCCAUCCCAGGAUCUCAACAUCCGGCUUCUUCACCUGCGGGAUAGUCUGAGACCAGCCACCUGGGCAGCUGAUGAAACAGAGGCGUAUU